Messenger RNA from Paralichthys olivaceus (Japanese flounder), 547 nucleotides. NCBI's taxonomy places the organism in Eukaryota, Metazoa, Chordata, Actinopteri, Pleuronectiformes, Paralichthyidae. The record is from RefSeq and is a predicted model, not a curated record.
AUGGACAUGACUAUAUCCCAGGAGGCCGUGCUUCAGAGGCCCUUGCCUGUCAUGGCAGCUCAGAAGCUGAAUCUGUCCUCCAAGCGCAAGAAGCACCAGCCCUCGCUGCUCCACCCACAGGAGCCCUCCAUCUACCCCACCAACUUCAGUGGAAUCCUGCAGGUCUCGCCGCCCCCCGCCCCGCCAUGCCUGCUCCGAGCCGUGUCCAAAGUAAAAGAGAACCCAGGGAUGGGAAAGGUGAAAGUGAUGAUGCGUAUCUGUCCGUCUCUGGAGGCGGCAGACUCCUCAGAGUCUCAGUCUUUUUUGAAAGUGGACAGUAGGAAGAAGCAGCUGACCCUCUACGAUCCCGCGUCCAGCCCGCCACACUCCAGUUCAGGACACAGGCGAUCUGCCACCGUGGCCGUCCCAAAGAUAUUCGCCUUCGAUGCUGUUUUCACCCAGGAUGCCUCACAAGCUGAGGUGUGCUCAGGGACCGUCGCCGAGGUCAUCCAGUCGGUGGUGAACGGCGCAGACGGCUGCAUCUUCUGCUUUGGCCAAGUCAAGCUCG